This is a messenger RNA of Gastrolobium bilobum, 1666 nucleotides long. Its product is annotated as F-box/kelch-repeat protein At1g57790-like. Lineage: Eukaryota; Viridiplantae; Streptophyta; Magnoliopsida; Fabales; Fabaceae. The record is from RefSeq and is a predicted model, not a curated record. Bases 98 to 1228 code for a protein of 376 amino acids. The transcript is spliced from 3 exons. Gene Ontology annotation, molecular function: protein binding.
UGCUUUCUUUUUAUCCUCUCUCUCUUUCACUUCUUGCUCUCUCUUUCUCUCUCCUCAGUUUCUCUUUCUCUCUCUAGAAGACAAUUCUGUUCGCAUAAUGUCGGGGAGAAGGAGGACGAAGUUUAAAUCGUUACGUGAUACAAUCACUGACAGCAGAAGAGCAGCAACGGAGGUGAAAAAUGAAAUUUUGGAGCUGCAAUCCUGGUCUGAUCUCCCUGCCGAACUCUUAGAAUCAAUCUUGUCCCGUUUAACCCUAGAUGAUAAUGUUCGUGCUUCAGCAGUUUGCAAGAGUUGGCACUCUGUUGCAACUGCUGUACGCAUGGUAAACCAAUCACCGUGGCUAAUGUAUUUUCCAAAAUUUGGUGACUGGUGUGAAUUCUAUGACCCCGUGCACCGUGAGACCCAUUCCGUUGAGUUGCCAGAGUUGAGUGGAUCUAGAGUUUGUUAUACAAAAGAUGGUUGGUUAUUGCUAUACCGGCCCAGAAAUCACCGAGUGUUCUUCUUUAAUCCCUUUACUCGGGCAAUUAUCAAAUUGCCAAGAUUUGAGAUGACAUACCAGAUAGUUGCCUUCUCUUGUGCUCCAACAUCACCGGACUGUGUUCUGUUUACUGUUAAGCAUGUUAGUCCUACUGUUGUGGCCAUUAGCACAUGUUACCCUGGGGCAACAGAAUGGACCACUGUUAACUAUCCAAACCGCUUGCCCUUUGUCAGUAGCAUGUGGAAUAAACUUGUAUUUUCUAAUGGACUCUUUUAUUGUCUGAGUCUCACAGGUUGGCUAGGGGUAUUUGACUCAUCUGAACGCACUUGGAGUGUUCUGUCAGUACCUCCACCUGAAUGCCCAGAGAUUUUUUUUGCCAAAAAUUGGUGGAAAGGGAAAUUUAUGACAGAGCAUGAAGGAGAUAUAAUAGUAAUUUAUACAUGUUCUAGUGAAAACCCCAUUAUUUUUAAGUUAGAUCAGACAUUAAUGGAAUGGGAAGAGAUGAAAACACUAGAUGGAAUAACUCUUUUUGCUGGUUUCUUAUCUUCCCAUUCAAGGACUAACCUCCCUGGAAUAAUGAGAAACAGUGUCUACUUCUCUAAAGUUCGUUUUUAUGGAAAGCGAUGCAUUUCAUUCUCUCUUGAUGACCAUAGAUACUAUCCUCGUAAGCAGUGGCAUGACUGGGGAGAACAAGACCCUUUUGAAAACAUAUGGGUUGAACCACCAAAGGACUUCUCUGGGUUCACAUGAAGAAUAUUUGUGAAACAAUUUCAUGAGUUCCUUGUUACCGCUCUUUUACUAAAGCUCAUUUGGAAACAUGCCGAAGGCAGCAUCUUUACAAGCUGUAUAUAGGAGGAGGGUACUAAUAUGUGAAGGAAUCAGAUCUGUUGGGCUAAGCUAAAAUUACUUACCCACUUGAUCGUCUUGUCUCUGCUGAUCUAGAAUUUUCAAGAUUCUUCCCAACGCAGUAGUGGCAUAGUGCCUUAUGCAGAACAACUGGGUUUCAUACUUAGAUUACCAACAGAUUUAUUGACAUUUUUAUUUUGGUUAUAUGAUCUUAGAUUUAUUAUCAUGAUUGUUAUUUUGGGCAUAUGAUCUGUAGAUUUACUAUCAUGAUUGUUAUUCAUCUUUCAUUGUCUGUUUGACUGUCUACAAUUUCAAUCCUAGCUGUUUUUUUUUUUUUUUGGG